Molecule: messenger RNA, 2519 nt
Organism: Pimephales promelas (fathead minnow)
Lineage: Eukaryota; Metazoa; Chordata; Actinopteri; Cypriniformes; Leuciscidae
Gene: mmp25b
Product: matrix metallopeptidase 25b
Biological process (GO): extracellular matrix organization; proteolysis; collagen catabolic process
Cellular component (GO): extracellular matrix
Molecular function (GO): zinc ion binding; metalloendopeptidase activity
Source: RefSeq, a predicted model, not a curated record
AUGAUUUAUUUAUUUGAUACAGUAUUAAUAGAUGAUUAUUAAAAGUAGCUUUCUUCCACUAGUUUAAUAGAUUUUCGCGAGAUUUUGUAAGCAAUGUUAUAGCCUACAUAUUGAAAAUUAAAGAACACAUAAUAGCAAUUGCUAUCAUUGCUGUGUUUGUUUAACUGAGGGACUAAAACAGAAAACAGAGCAAUAUUAGUGUUGUAACGGUAAAAUUUGAAACAUCCUGUUUCUUUCAGUUAUGGGUGUAACUACUGCGCCUUAACCUCAGCUGUUUUGUGGUGUGUGUGUUUUUAAACUGAUUUGUUUAACAAAAUCUAAGAAUGUUAAAGCUUCAGUUACUUGAUUUAAAUAAUGUUAUAAUAUUAAUUGUGUAUUUUAAUGCAGUUAAGUAAUGCUCACUUGAUUCAGCAGGGAGUGAGAGAUUCUUACAGAAAGGUUUUUUUUUUUGAGAGAGAGAGAGAGGGAGAGAGAGAGAGAGAGCUUCUCAUCGAUUGGUCGGCCCUGCCUAGUCCUUAGAGAUAUAAACUGCAAGUGGCAAGAGAAACAGAGCCCAUAACGGUAUGAAGGGAUAAGGGCAACAACACCUUAGAAUAAAGGCAGAUCCUUGUAAUUGUCGGCAGCUGUUUGUUCUUUACUCCGUCCAUGCAGAUGAUUUCCUCAGGAUGUGUGUGGUCAGUUCACCUGACCUGCACUGUGCUUGUGUUUAUCUCUCCGGUUCUUUUGGCUCCGAUGUCGGACCAGUACUCCCGGGGUGUGGACUGGUUGAGCCGGUACGGGUACCUGCCCCCUCCGGACCCCCGCACAGGGCAGCUGCAAACCAAAGAGGGCAUUGAGAAGGCCAUCAAAGAGAUGCAGAGAUUCGCUGGCCUCAAAGACACGGGCAGACUCGACAGUGCCACCCUGAAACUGAUGAGCACACCACGAUGUUCAUUGCCGGACAUUAUAGGGUUCGGGGACUUGCUGAAAAAGCGAAGGAGGAAAAGAAGAUAUGCCACUGUUGGACUCCGCUGGAAAAAGUCUGACCUCACAUGGAGCAUCCAGAAUUACCCAUCUCUCCAUCCAUCCCUUGAUCCCAAUCAUGUCCAAUAUAUAAUGACGUAUGCCUUUAAAGCCUGGAGUGAUGUCACCAACCUCAAGUUUCAAGCUGCUUCCUCGAGCGAGCAGAACACAUCCGAUAUUAAGAUCUCUUUCACCCGCUCGCUCCACGAUGACGGAUAUCCAUUUGAUGGGAAGGGAGGGACACUUGCGCAUGCCUUCUUCCCAGGGGAGUAUGAUCUUGCUGGAGAUACGCAUUUUGAUGACGAGGAGAGCUGGACCUACGCAGAUAACAGGGGCACUGAUUUGUUCUCGGUGGCUGUGCAUGAAUUUGGUCAUGCCCUCGGUCUCUCUCAUUCCUCCUCUUCUCCUUCCAUCAUGCGGCCAUAUUACCAGGGUGCUGUUGGAGAUGAUAUUCCAUCUUACACUCUUCCAGAUGACGAUCGCUAUGCCAUUCAGUCAAUCUACGGAAUGAAGACAGGCUCACCAACACCAUCACCAAAUAAACCAACACCACCCUUACCCAAACCACCUACUCCACCCCGUCCCAAAGUACCAUCACAACCGGAUCCAACAGCCCAGAAUCGUUGUGAGGGAGGUUUUGAUGCGGUGGCAAACAUCAGAGGAGAUGUUUUCUUUUUCAAAGGUCCAUAUUUCUGGCGAAUCCAGCGGUCUGGAUCUCUCAUGUCUUUCCAACCCGCUCUCAUUAAAAACUUCUGGAUUGGUCUUCCUCCUGGCACUGACAAGAUAGAUGCGGUUUAUGAAAGAAAGCCGGACAGCACAAUCGUCUUCUUCAUAGGCUCACAGUACUUGGUAUUUAAAGACACCAUGGCGAUGUCUGGUUAUCCACGUCCGUUGUCAGACUGGGGGCUAAUCUCUCAUAAUGGAAAGGAUGUGAAGAGGGUGGAGGCGGCCUUCACUUGGGCUCAUAAUGGAAAAACCUACAUCUUCAGUGGUGGAGAGUUCUGGAGGUUCAAUGAAGGCUCAGGGACUGAGAACCGUCAUCAAGACGCAGAUUAUCCCAGAGACUCCUCCCUCUGGAAGGGUGUGCCCAUUAACCCUGAUGACAUCAUCACCUGGGGAGAGGGAGAUACUUAUUUCUUCAAGAACAACUCGUACUGGGUGCUGAAGAGCGGAGAGUUGGACCAAGAGAGUGUCAGUCUCGGAUCGACCGCAGUAGAUUGGAUGAAGUGUCCAGAGCCAACUCCAACCAAACCUCCAGACAACCCACGGCAAAAAGGAGACUGUUACUGCGGCAUCAACGGAGCCUUACAGAUGAGUGUUUCAUCGUGGAUACUGUCAGCCGUAGUCCUGCUUUAUCCAGCUGUCUUCAUAUAGGCCUCAACGCGCAAUAACUCAUCAGCCUUAUUUUACAUGGACUGUCUCAAAGCACUUAAAGUGAUAUCAAAUAUACAAAUAUUAAUUAAAGGGAUACUCCACUGUUUUUUCUUUUCACAUUAAACUAUGUUAUUACCUUAACU